Molecule: messenger RNA, 1807 nt
Organism: Agrilus planipennis (emerald ash borer)
Lineage: Eukaryota; Metazoa; Arthropoda; Insecta; Coleoptera; Buprestidae
Product: adenylate cyclase type 8-like
Exons: 8
Coding region: 15-1643 (542 amino acids)
Biological process (GO): intracellular signal transduction; adenylate cyclase-activating G protein-coupled receptor signaling pathway; cAMP biosynthetic process
Molecular function (GO): adenylate cyclase activity
Source: RefSeq, a predicted model, not a curated record
UAAGAGAAAUUUUGAUGUUUUCUACAAAUAACUCUAAUAAAGAGAAAGAAGAAAAUUUUAUUGACAAUAAUGUUGUAAAUAAUCGAAACGUGGAUUUCUGUUAUCAAGUCGAAUACAUAGUAUUUACUUGGGUUUUAAGUUUAAUUGCUUUAACAACAGCCCUUAAAUUAUUUUACUUAAUAAAAAUAUGCUUGGCAAUAGUAAUGAUUGGAGGUUAUACAUUACUUAUAAUGUACACAUUCAAUGAUAUAUUUGAAGAUGGAUCUAAUACCGAUAAUGAGACAGGUGUGCCAUUACCAGCCGAAAUGCUGAUCUUACUUGCUGUUUUCUUCCUCAUGGUUGCUAAUCAUGCUAGACUAGUAGAAGUUACUUCCCGUCUGGAUUUUUUGUGGAAGCAACAAGCCGAAAAUGAAUUAGCCGACAUGCAAGAAACACGUCAAAACAAUGCCCAAUUAUUAAAAAAUAUCCUACCGGAUCAUGUAGCACACCAUUUUCUUCGAAGCGAAAGAGCAGCAGAUGAACUAUACUCGCAAGAAAGGUCACAAGUAGGUGUUCUGUUUGCAAGCAUUCCUAAUUUUAUAACGUAUUAUUCAGAAGACAUCAACAAAGGAAUGGAGUGCAUACGACUACUAAACGAAAUAAUUGCCGAUUUUGAUGAACUAUUAGAUGAAAACAGAUUCAGUUCUAUAGAAAAAAUCAAAACUAUUGGAUGUAGUGCAUCAUAUAUGGCAGUGUCCGGCCUUAAUCCAGAACAUGAGGAGUGCAUAAAUACGGAAGGACCAGAACAUCUUUGUGCUUUAGUCGACCUUGCAUUUGAAAUGAAGCAAAAACUUGAAGAUGUUAACAAGCAUUCGUUCAACAACUUCGGAUUGCGAACAGGAAUUGCAUGCGGGCCCGUGGUUUGCGGAGUAAUUGGAGCAAGGAAACCUGUGUUUGAUGUAUGGGGAAAUACCGUUAAUGAAGCUUCUAGGAUGGAUUCCACUGGUGAAAUUGGAAAAAUUCAAGUACCGAAAGAAACUGCCCAGCUUCUUUCUCUAAGAGGUUUUGAUUUACAAAGAAGAGGUAUUAUCGAUGUAAAAGGUAAAGGAAAGAUGGAAACAUACUAUGUUCUGGGACGAAAAUUGGGCAAAAAGACAGGUUUCCAAAGACAACCCAGCCAAUACAGCAGCUUGAUCGCUGUGGUGUAUGCCCUGGCUCAAGCAAAAAAAAAGCAAAAUGAAAACAUUCCCGGUAAUUCAGUUAUUGUCAGAUCCAAAUCACAGUACAGACAGGAUUCUUCAACGAAAAAAAGGAAUUUAAAUUAUAGUUCUGUUAGACUUCCAAAUCCUCACGUUAAUUUCCCAGUUAAAAGAACUAAUUUAAAGGGUAAUUUUUUAAGAUCAACAUCAGCAAAUGAACAGAAAUAUUCCGCAAGCAACGAAGACUUUGGACAACUAUCAGCCCGUAGGACUAAGUCGUCUUCUACGCGCACAGUUUUUCAGUCGUUGGUUUCCCGGUCAGCUCCUCACACACCGGUUCUAUGUCAAGAUGGAUGCAUACUAAAGCCGAUACCACGUCUUUUAUCAGAGCCUACUGUUGUUCAAGGCAAAGAAUACAUAAAUGACAUUAAGUGGAAAAGCUUGCAAACUCCACCAAACACAUAAAACGCUAGCUAUAUUAUAUAUGUUAAUUGUUUGCUCUAUAGCAAAUAGAAUUGUAAAACACCAAAAGUCAACAUUAUCAAUGAAACUAAUAAUAGUAAAGUGAAAAUAUUACAUAGUUCUGGUCAAAAAUCCUUUUCAAAAUUUGUAAUUAUGUAAUUGUAAAA